[Torrubiella] hemipterigena is the source of this 3059-nucleotide messenger RNA. The record is from the annotation of a GenBank genome assembly. Lineage: Eukaryota; Fungi; Ascomycota; Sordariomycetes; Hypocreales; Clavicipitaceae.
GCUACCCUUGACUUAUCGGCACACGACAUCGUCUCUGUACAGCGGAUUCCCCACUAUAACUGCCCUCAUGACAGGCUCUCCCAGCGGCCACUGUGCCCAUGAGCCCACUAAAACAAGCCUGUCUGCACGCUCUUUAGUGCGGGUCUCGGCCUGAUACUACCGCUGGGCCUGCCCCGAACGCAGCCCAGCGAGUCACUGGACCCUCUCUGCUCUCCGCUUUCUUCUCGCCCGCCUUCUUGUCGUCCUUCGUUUUUAAACUUUCCCUCUUCCCCGAAGCCGGCACGAUUCCGUCAUUUUGCGUCAAAACCUUCUCGAAAAUAAAAUAUCCCGCACCUUUCUUUUUGCUUUCGCUGCCUUUGCUGUGUAUUUGCUCGACUUGCUUCUUUUGUCUGCUUCUUCGUCGACGUUUCUGCACCAAAACGCCACUCACACUCACGCACGCUGCAUUCGCUGCUUUUCAACGAUAGCCGUUGCACCCCUCUUUGCCAGUUAAUCGUCAAAUGGCCUUAUAGCACAGCGUGUAUAUGAAGAGUUCUGCCGCCCAUCAAUAGCUUCGAGCCACAGCGUAGCUGUGGUUCUAGCACGCACAAGAAUGCCCAUCUUUAAUGAUGACAUCGACCGCCCACGGGCUCCGACUACACUACAACAACCUCCGUCUGAACCACUACGACAGCGUAUUUCACAGCAACCCUCGCCACCACACUCGCAGCCUCUCCCGUCUCCUCAUAAUCGCCGGCUCUCAGAAGAAAGCCUGCCGCUGGAAUUAUGUGAGGGCCCAAUACCCGACAGUCCGAUCAACCCGUCUACGCCCGAGGAUGCAUCCCUGCUUACCUCAGAUCGAUCGGUCUUGAUUGAGCGUCUUAAACGAGGAGAAAGUCCAACUUGGAUACCCACCAGACAUUACAACUCGAUUCUCCAAUAUGACGACAUCCCACCACAGCGAACGUCCCGAUCUUCCUCUCAGUCGUCCAGUCUGCUUCCUGCGGCCCAGCUAACACCAGAAAAGACGGCUGGUCAAGAUAUUAUUGACGAACGCUUCCAAGAGGGCAUUGAAAUCGAGAGACCCCGUUCCGCUCUUCACAGCGGUGACUUCACCCAUGAUGGAUUACAACAGCAGCCACACAGCAGCAGCUCGUCCCAGCGACCAGAUGAACGCAUUACCAGCCAAGAGUCAUGGUUUGCUACCUCACCUCCUCGCAACUUUCGACCGUCGUUCCAUUUUGAUCGCCGCCUGCCGCACUCAGAGUCGUUUCAGUCAAUAACUUCUCCCCUCUCUGCUUCUCAGUCAUCCACAUUUGCUUAUCAGCCCCCUACAAGUCCUCUCGCACAAAGCAUCACCAAUGACGAUCUGGAUCCAGCACCGUUGUCAACUGAGCGAUUUGCAAACUAUAGACGCCAAGUGUUCAAUUUUGACUCCUCGCCAUUCUCAUCUCCUUCACGACCACCCGUUUCUUUCCGCCGAGAAGCGACCUUCCCAUAUCAGGCACACCAACCCCGCCGCUCUCUCACCAACUCAAACAGCUUUCAGCAUAGUCUUUCUCCAGGAACGCCCUCUGCACUUCGAACCCGACGCCUCUCGUUUGGUUCGGAGUCAUCGCCCAUUCAACACGCAUCCAUGGUUGGAUCCUAUGAAGAGAGCAUCCUCCGUGGACGCAUGUCCAGCACGCCCUCCAAGCCGCUCGACUUUAUGGCUCAGAUUGGUGUUCUUGGCAAAGGCAACUGCAAGCCUAAUCUGAAAUGCCCACCACACGUCACCCUAUCGUUCCCAGCCGUGUACUACAACUAUGGCAACACAUCAUCAGGGCGGUCGCAAACGUCGGAUAGCCCUAGUCCAUAUGUCGGACAAAUCGAUCUGGAGAAUGGUCUUCCCAACGUGGAAGAAGAGCAGCGGCUGAAGCGAAAGACGCAGAGCAGGUAUGCCGAUAGGAUUCACGCUGAUGGUGACAUUGAUAUGCUCCUUGAUGGACAUGACGUAGCUGUGGAGAAGCGGCCCAGCCAGCGCCGCUCGAAGAAGCCAUCAGCCGGGCCCAGGGCACCACCAGGUGGAAGCUACCGUAUCCCUGAGCAGGGACAGCUUCAGAUUAUCAUCAAGAAUCAGAACAAGACGGCAGUUAAGUUGUUCCUUAUCCCAUACGACUUGACUGGGAUGGAGCCAGGCACUAAGACAUUUAUCCGCCAACGAAGCUACUCCAACGGCCCAAUUAUUGAUGACGACCGCGUGUCCAAGGUUGAUCCGCUCAACCGCCCAAUGCUGCGGUACCUUAUCCACCUGCACAUAUGCUGCCCAUCCAAAGGCCGCUUCUACCUGUACAAGAGCGUGCGGAUUGUGUUUGCCAACCGCGUACCCGAAGGCAAGGAAAAGCUGCGCAACGAAACGACCUGGCCUGAACCACGGUUCACGCCGUACAAGCCCAUCCGGGUCAUGAACACGGCCGCGCUGCCCAGCAGCCCAAGCAUGAUUCUACCUGCCGAGACAGCUUAUCGCCGCCGCAGCUUGGGGUACUCGUCGAGCGAAGCAAGCCGCGCUGCGUAUGCUCCUCUGGACAUGCGCCAGAGCAGCAACAUGCCAAACUUUGGUUCCUCAUCGCGGGGUAACACGCGCAUGAUUGAUGCCGUUCCGUUUGUAUUCCCGCGGCGCAGCGGCAGCGGCAGUAGCAGCGCCAACGACGGCGAGAUUCCUAGCGUUGUCGUGCGAUCCCCCAGCUCUGGCCAACCCAGCCGUCCUUCGACGGAAGAUUCGUCUGAUCAUGUCUGGGGCGCAAGCAUCUACGAGAAGCUGACGAAAGGCGACUCGCGAUACGGCGGGAAUGCGUUUACUGAGAGCGCAGUGGCUGCGUCUCCGUCUGAGGGUCUGCUGUCGCGGCGUCUGAAGAAUCUCGAGAUGCAGACGGCUGACCAGCAGAAACCGUCACCGAGUGGCGACCCGUUUAUUUAGAAUAUUCUUAUGUUUAUUAUUUAUUAUUUAUUGUUUAUAGAACUUGGUUGGGGGCGUUUUGUGAUACCAGGCCACGGGUCCGAUGACCCGGCAUUAUUAAUAGUACUCACCAUUUCCACUCGUU